GUUUAAUAUCUUAUCACACGGGUACAGUCGUUAUGUACACUUGGAGUACAUACAUUGCGUUGAGAUAUAUCUAGGAUGUCGUUUUUGGGAAAGAAAUUUAGGCGUUCACAUUGUGAAAAUAUAAACGAAUUGGUGAAAGCUCCCAACACCCAUGACGUCAUACAAGCGUUCAAGACUUUUGCGCCGACAAUCUGCUUUACCAGGGUAGAUAAGAACACCUUUUAUAUCGACCUACAAGUGGCCAGCAAGCAUGUGGGACACACCUUCAAGCUUGGUGAGGAACAGGAGAUGGAGAGAAAAGAUGGAUCUAAGGUAAGGAUGACUUACACUAUAGAAGGCGACAACGUGUUGCACCAGAUGAUAAAGUUGCCAGAUGGAAAAACCGCGCACUUCCGGCGGGAAUUCACAGAUACAGACUGUACUAUGACAAUCAGCUUGGAAGGAUCUGAAGUCAAGGGAAUAAUUUGGUACGACAACGUUUCUUAACAUAUUAAUACUUCAUAGCAUGGUGGAAAUGUUUUUGGCCUGUUGUGCCGGUCCUUACCGUUCAGAAUAGUAUUACAUCGCCUAAGAAGGAAGACUUAUAAUUUUAAGACAAAAUUAAAUGAACUUAGACCUUUGUUUUGUUACUAAUUGUUAAACAGCGUUGGUACUCUGUAACUUCUAAUAACGACUUUAUUUUCGCGCUACUGUUGUGAUAUGACCGUUACGGUUCAAUAACCGUAAAAGUUUGUACCAGAUAUCUCAAUAGAUAUCUGGUACAAACUUUUUGCGGUGUCGCGAUUGGAAGUUAUAGAGUACGAUCACAGCUCUGUAACUUCCAGUAGUGAUGACAAAUUCAAUGUUUACACACGUGUUUUGAUAAAAUCCGUGGGCAAUCUAUUGUAAAACUAGCGCUCUCUAUUGUAAUUGAUUUAAAAUUUAAUCAAAUAUUCGAAGUUGAAUUGAAACAGUGGGCGACUAUGAGAGUAUAUUCUGUAUUGAAAUGGCAUAAAAUAAUUAUUUCGAUCGCUAGUGGAAGUUGCAGAAUACCGGUGCUAAUGUAGGGCAAUGUAUGUAAACGGAUUUCGACUAGAAGUCACUCUACGACUGUUAUUGCUAGGUUUAACAUGAUUACGCAAUGGUAUUUUCAAAAUGUGUGUGUUCGUUAUACGAACGUACUUUGAUUCGCACAGUCUGUAACAAACGUGUGUACUUAUAUACGCGUUAGAAGUAUCAACAUAAAAUCUUUUCAAAUUCUUUAUUCUGCGAUUGUAUAAAAAACGACACAGAAGGUGAAAAAGAUUUAUUAUAACGCAUUACCUAGUUAAAUAAAAUUUAUUUAAAUAUCGCAAUAAAACUAAAAUGCUGACUAUAGCUAAUUUCAGGGUGUCGGUUUUUUGGGACGCACGCAUCGGUAAAAUUUACUCUCAGCUUUUUUCUCUUACGUUCCAAAAGAAGUCACCCAGUACUGACUUUGACUGUGACUUUUGUAAUCGACCAAACGCUACCAUGUAUGAAAUAGUGCGCAAAUGAAUUCUCUAACUUAGAAUCACGGGGAUUUCGUGGAUUUUCGGGGAUUUUCACAGUAAUAUGCAGAUCAUUAACCUAUAUUUUGUUAAACGGUUAGUAACAAAGGUGUUAUGUUAGUAUUAGUAAACAAAAGUAUGAAUGAUCAACGCUUAAAUAUGUUUUUUUGUGAUCAAACAAUGACUAUGCUAUGCCGAACAAAAGCAUGCUCUUUCGUUAAGGGAGCGUAUUUAAUGUCUGCUGGGUGAAACUGAAGACUACAGAGUUGAUAAUAAUUAACAGGCCAAGGCUACCACUUUGUCUUCAAAAAUAUCAUAAAUGUCUGCAAGACAGCAUUUACAAUAUUCUUAGGCUACGUCAUAAUAAUAAUUAAACAAAUUUUUAAAGUUUGGCCCAUAUGAGAAGUGUAUCAUAAAUGCUGGCAGCAGUACCUCGCUGUAUUGCGAUAUAUAUAACGAAUAACGUUGAGCGAAGCUGUGGUCAUCGAUACAAAUGUCUGAAAUUAAUUGUAAAUAUUUUUAAUUAAUAAAUCAUGUGCGGUUUCGCUAUUGGGAAUAACAAAGUAUUGAAGAUGUUUGAAAUAGAGAAUUUUUAAUUUGAAUUAAAU
This is a messenger RNA of Pieris rapae (cabbage white), 2116 nucleotides long. Its product is annotated as fatty acid-binding protein, muscle-like. The transcript is spliced from 4 exons. Bases 76 to 486 code for a protein of 136 amino acids. The record is from RefSeq and is a predicted model, not a curated record. Lineage: Eukaryota; Metazoa; Arthropoda; Insecta; Lepidoptera; Pieridae.